Messenger RNA from Tyto alba (common barn owl), 1578 nucleotides. RefSeq names its product small nuclear ribonucleoprotein U5 subunit 40 (gene SNRNP40). The transcript is spliced from 10 exons. The coding region runs from base 37 to 1185 and encodes 382 amino acids. The record is from RefSeq and is a predicted model, not a curated record. Gene Ontology annotation, molecular function: protein binding; RNA binding. Lineage: Eukaryota; Metazoa; Chordata; Aves; Strigiformes; Tytonidae. Gene Ontology annotation, cellular component: catalytic step 2 spliceosome.
GCGGGGCGGGGCGGGCGCGCGCGGCCGGCGGCGGCGAUGAUCGAGCAGCACAAGCGGAAGGUCCCGGGCGGCGGCCCCGGCCCCGGCCCCGCUCCCGCCCCCGCCCCGGGCGCCGCUCCCAGCCCCGACCUCCCGCUGCUGCCCGCGGCGGCCAAGCGGCCCCGCCAUGAGCUGCCGGGGGCGCCGGGCGGCGGCGGAGGCGGCGGCGGCGGCGGCGGGGGGCAGCCCGCCCCCGGGGCCCUGCUGCAGGCGGGCCCGCCGCGCUGCUCCUCUUUGCAGGCGCCCAUCAUGCUGCUCUCGGGGCACGAAGGGGAGGUGUACUGCUGCAAGUUUCACCCCAACGGCAACACCCUCGCCUCCGCUGGCUUCGACAGGCUCAUCCUGCUGUGGAACGUCUACGGGGACUGCGAUAACUACGCCACCCUGAAGGGACACAGCGGGGCAGUUAUGGAGCUGCACUAUAACACAGACGGCAGCAUGCUCUUCUCAGCAUCCACAGACAAAACCGUGGCUGUGUGGGAUAGCGAGACUGGAGAGAGAGUGAAGAGACUGAAGGGCCAUACCUCGUUCGUUAACUCCUGUUACCCAGCGAGGCGAGGACCCCAGCUUGUCUGUACAGGCAGUGACGAUGGGACAGUGAAGCUGUGGGAUAUCAGGAAAAAAGCUGCUGUCCAGACAUUUCAGAACACGUACCAGGUCUUGGCUGUAACUUUCAAUGACACCAGUGAUCAGAUCAUAUCUGGAGGCAUCGACAAUGAUAUUAAGGUGUGGGACCUUCGCCAGAACAAGCUCACUUACACGAUGAGAGGACAUGCGGAUUCAGUGACAGGCCUCAGCCUGAGUUCAGAAGGCUCCUACCUGCUCUCCAACGCAAUGGACAACACAGUUCGCAUCUGGGAUGUGCGACCAUUUGCCCCUAAAGAGAGAUGUGUAAAGAUUUUCCAGGGGAACGUACAUAAUUUUGAAAAGAAUCUUCUGAGGUGCUCUUGGUCCCCAGAUGGGAGUAAAAUCGCAGGGGGAUCGGCCGACAGGUUUGUCUAUGUGUGGGACACCACAUCCAGGAGGAUUUUGUACAAGCUGCCAGGCCACGCUGGGUCGGUGAACGAGCUGGCUUUCCAUCCGGAGGAACCCAUUAUUCUCUCCGCAUCCAGCGACAAAAGACUCUAUAUGGGGGAGAUCCAGUGAAGCCGACGAGGAGAUGGCGGGAUUUGUGCCCUUGUGAUCCCUGGGUUACAGAAGUUGGAUUGACUUGCUUCUCGCCGGUGCCAGCCCCCCUCACGUUUGUGGCAGUGGGAAAAUGUUGAAGCAGCGUGAUGGGACAAGCCGCUCUCUCACAGCCUGCAAUGGCUGCGUGGUCUCGCUGUACAGCUUUUUUCCACAGCCCCUUCUUUGGGGAGAAAGAAAAAUUUGGAAUUGAAAGGAAUUUGGUUUUGGCUAUACCACUGACUAAAAAAACCCUUACCCAGAUCACUUGAAAUUGGUAAAAUUUGUUUAAAGUCCGUAUGUGGCUUGUACAUUCCCUGUCCAGUUUCUCUUGUUUUUUUAUAUGGUCAAACUGAAAUAGAUAGCUUUUUACAA